AUGGCACAUUGUAACAUAGAGAAAAAUCAAUGUAACCUCACCCAUGGUACUGUUAUUUGGUCAUCAUCUCCCACAACAUCAAUAUGUCGCUAUGUAAAAGCUACUGAAGGAGUUGCUUAUGUGACCCCUACCCAUAUAGUUCUUAACAACAUUCAGUCAGCUUUCACGUACAAAAAUGUGACAUUCUCACACUCCCAGCUCAAUACAUGGUGCCUAAAUAAUUCUGCGAUCCCCAUGGACAAUGGUGUAUUCAUUGUCCUGCCAGAAAUUAAGGAUCACAGUCCUCAAUCUCUAUUUUCUCAACAUCCUGAGAUAGCUGAAAGUAUCAAUCCAAAGCAGCAAAAUUUAAACCCUUCUCAAAAAAGAGAGCACGAGCUUCCAAUAGACAAACCGGAUAAAAAUCCGGAAGCGCACCUUAGCCUCCCUCUUCUUUACAAACUAAUCCAUAAAAUGCAAAAGAGAUCCCUUCAUAACCAAGAUCCUAGCCAUACGCCUACAACGGAUAUGUCAACUCAUUCCAUAAAAAGCAUUGCUCAAAUCAAUCCAACCACUGCAGCACGAAUACUUCUCAAUCGAGAAGAUUAUUUUCGCUUUGUCUGCAGGAGACGUACUAAUGGUCUCCAAAUGCAAAAGAAAUUGUGGUUGAUGAAAUUAUUUUUGACCAUAAAAUCAAAGGAACUUGUUAUAUUUUUACACCUGUCAGAUCUGGAAAACAGUUCUACUUUAUCCAACCAGGCACUCGUGAUCUUGUUAAAACCAGCCCACAAGCAGACUGUGGACAUUUACCAUUUGGCAUUUACAAUGAUGGAAACAAUCAGUACAAAUCACCUUCGGGUUACGCCAAGUGACCAAUAUUCAAUUAAAUCUACCUAA
This is a messenger RNA of Cooperia oncophora, 873 nucleotides long. NCBI's taxonomy places the organism in Eukaryota, Metazoa, Nematoda, Chromadorea, Rhabditida, Trichostrongylidae. The record is from the annotation of a GenBank genome assembly.